AUGCCGGUUAUGAAAGGAUUACUGGCGCCCCAGAACACCUUCCUGGACACCAUCGCCACCCGUUUUGACGGAACACACAGUAACUUCAUCCUUGCCAACGCCCAGGUGGCCAAGGGUUUCCCCAUAGUCUACUGUUCCGAUGGCUUCUGCGAGCUUGCUGGAUUUGCCCGAACUGAAGUCAUGCAGAAGAGUUGCAGCUGCAAGUUCUUGUUUGGGGUUGAAACCAAUGAGCAACUGAUGCUGCAAAUAGAAAAGUCACUGGAGGAAAAAACAGAAUUCAAAGGAGAAAUUAUGUUCUACAAGAAGAAUGGGUUUCCAUUUUGGUGCCUAUUGGAUAUUGUUCCUAUAAAGAACGAGAAAGGAGAUGUGGUACUUUUUCUGGCCUCAUUCAAAGACAUAACAGACACAAAAGUGAAGAUUACUCCCGAAGACAAAAAAGAAGACAAAGCCAAAGGAAGAUCAAGAGCAGGGACCCACUUUGACUCAGCUCGGAGACGGAGUCGAGCAGUCCUUUAUCACAUCUCAGGGCACCUGCAAAGACGAGAAAAGAACAAAUUGAAAAUAAAUAAUAAUGUUUUUGUGGACAAACCAGCCUUCCCAGAGUAUAAAGUCUCUGAUGCAAAAAAGUCCAAAUUCAUCCUUCUGCAUUUUAGCACUUUUAAAGCCGGCUGGGACUGGCUUAUUUUGUUGGCGACGUUUUAUGUUGCUGUGACCGUCCCUUACAACGUCUGCUUUAUUGACAACGAUGACCUGUCCACGACUCGGAGCACCACCGUCAGUGACAUUGCGGUGGAGAUUCUCUUUAUUAUCGAUAUUAUUUUAAAUUUCCGAACAACCUACGUCAGCAAGUCUGGUCAAGUUAUCUUCGAAGCAAGAUCCAUUUGCAUCCACUAUGUCACCACUUGGUUCAUCAUUGAUUUAAUUGCUGCCCUCCCUUUUGAUCUCCUAUAUGCUUUCAACGUCACAGUGGUGUCACUUGUGCAUCUCCUGAAGACUGUGCGGCUGCUGCGACUGUUGCGUCUCCUGCAGAAGCUGGACCGCUAUUCCCAGCACAGCACCAUCGUCCUGACUCUGCUCAUGUCCAUGUUCGCGCUCCUUGCGCACUGGAUGGCGUGUAUCUGGUAUGUCAUUGGAAAAAUGGAGAGGGACGACAACAGCCUUCUGAAGUGGGAAGUUGGUUGGCUGCAUGAGCUGGGGAAGCGCCUGGAGUCUCCCUACUCGGGGAACAACACGUCGGGGGGCCCGUCCAUCCGCAGUGCCUACAUCGCCGCGCUGUAUUUCACCCUCAGCAGCCUCACCAGUGUGGGCUUUGGCAAUGUCUCCGCUAAUACAGACGCAGAGAAGAUCUUCUCCAUCUGCACCAUGCUGAUUGGUGCCUUGAUGCACGCCUUGGUGUUUGGAAAUGUGACUGCAAUCAUUCAGAGGAUGUACUCCAGAUGGUCCCUCUAUCACACGAGGACCACCGAGCUGAAGGACUUCAUCCGUGUCCAUCAUCUGCCCCAGCAGCUCAAACAGAGGAUGCUGGAAUACUUCCAGACCACCUGGUCAGUCAACAAUGGAAUAGAUUCCAAUGAGCUCUUGAAAGAUUUCCCAGAUGAGCUGCGAUCUGAUAUCACCAUGCACCUGAACAAGGAGAUCCUACAGUUGUCCCUCUUUGAGUGUGCCAGUCGGGGUUGCCUCAGGUCUCUGUCUCUUCACAUCAAAACCUCCUUCUGUGCUCCGGGGGAGUACCUGCUGCGACAAGGAGAUGCUUUGCAGGCCAUCUACUUCGUGUGCUCUGGCUCUAUGGAAGUUCUUAAAGACAGCAUGGUGCUGGCUAUUCUCGGAAAAGGAGAUUUAAUUGGAGCAAACCUGUCAAUUAAAGACCAAGUGAUCAAGACCAAUGCAGAUGUGAAGGCUUUAACCUACUGUGAUCUCCAGUGCAUCAUCCUCAAAGGACUCUUUGAAGUGCUAGACCUUUACCCAGAAUAUGCUCACAAAUUCGUGGAGGACAUUCAGCAUGACCUCACGUACAACCUGCGAGAAGGUCAUGAAAGUGAUGUGAUAUCAAGAUUAUCGAACAAAUCUACAGUCUCACAGUCAGAGCCCAAGGGAAAUGGCAGCAUCAAGAAGCGACUCCCAUCCAUUGUGGAAGAUGAGGAAGAGGAGGAGGAGGGGGAGGAAGAAGAGACUGUCUCCCUCUCCCCCAUCUACACGAGGGGCCCCUUCUCUUCACGAAACAAGAAGGCUGGAAGCAAUAAAAGCUACCUGGGCUUAAGUUUGAAGCAGCUGGCCUCAGGGACAGUGCCGUUUCACUCACCUAUCAGAGUCACCAGUUCGAAUUCUCCCAAAGCCAAACAGGAAGCCGACCUCCCUAACCAUGGGAAGAGGAAAGAGAAGAACUGGAAACUCCAGCUCUCCGCUUUGAAUAGCGCUGGACCCCCGGACCUCAGUCCCAGAAUUGUCGAUGGAAUUGAAGAUGGAAACAGCAGUGAAGAGAGCCAGACUUUUGACUUCGGCUCUGAACGAAUCAGGCCAGAGCCCAGAAUUUCCCCACCUCUCGGAGACCCGGAGAUCGGAGCAGCUGUUCUCUUCAUCAAAGCCGAGGAAACCACGCAGCAAAUUAACAAACUCAACAGUGAGGUAACAACGUUGACCCAGAAGGUCUCCCAGUUAGGCAAAGACCUGAGGAACGUGGUACAACUUCUGGAAAGGGUUCUGUCACCCCAGCUGCCCUCGAGAGUUUGCGCUGCACACGUGGCCUCGCUGGACCCGUCCAGGGAGAGCCUCCCGACCAGGACGGCCCGGGGGCCGCACCAAUCCCGCCUGCACUGGCGGCCGGGCGCCGAUGCUGACAGCCAAGCACCGCUUUGUCCCGGAAACAAUGUCACCUCCGACAUUUGGCGCGUGGGUCCCUCCUCUGUGGGGAGCAGCCCCCAGCGAACUGGAGCUCCUGAGCACACUCCUACAGCCAGUGAACUUUUUCCUUCCCCGGACCUGGAGGAGUCACCUGCCCACUACCAGGUGGCCCACGAAGGUCACUGGCCGUUUUUAAGGUGCAUCUCUCCCCCUUCAGACUCCACGCUGUCGCCUCUACAGUCCAUCUCGGCGACGCUCUCGCGCUCGGCCUCCGUGUGCUCCUCCUCGGAGGCAUCCCUGCACCUGGUCCCCCCCAGCAGAUCCCAGGAGGGCGGCUUCGGCCAAGCACCGGUUAGUUCCUUCAGCCUGGAAAACUUGCCAGGAUCUUGGGAUCGGGAAGGAAUGGCCUCCAUCACGGCCAAACCCAUGGAAAAUUUCCCACUGGAAAUUGUCACCAGCACAGCCGACGUGAAAGAGAGCAAAGCCAUGAAUGUAUGAUACCAGCGCAGGUGACCCAGCUGCUGGACCAAGCCCCCCACUCACUGCAUGACGGCUUUCAUUUGCCUUUUUUUUUUGCCUCUGGCAGGCAAGA
Echinops telfairi (small Madagascar hedgehog) is the source of this 3430-nucleotide messenger RNA. It is a transcript of the gene KCNH8, whose product is annotated as potassium voltage-gated channel subfamily H member 8. The transcript has 16 exons. Gene Ontology annotation, cellular component: membrane. Bases 1 to 3336 code for a protein of 1111 amino acids. NCBI's taxonomy places the organism in Eukaryota, Metazoa, Chordata, Mammalia, Afrosoricida, Tenrecidae. The record is from RefSeq and is a predicted model, not a curated record. Gene Ontology annotation, molecular function: voltage-gated potassium channel activity. Gene Ontology annotation, biological process: regulation of membrane potential; potassium ion transmembrane transport.